AUGGGUGGCCAGCCCAUGCAACUGUCUCAGUCACAACAGCUCUCAUCACAACCACAGCAAAAGUUUGCAAUGCCGCAUCCGCGACAGUCCCUACCUUCCCAGCCCAUGCAAAACCAAGGUCUGGAUGCAGUUGACCUUGAUGAUAGCGGCAUCGGGAUGGGCCUCGUUGAUGAUGACCUGGCUAUGUCCAAGUAUGGCCUCUUGAGUGGGGACAUGUCGGUUAACAUCCUCUGA
Messenger RNA from Aureobasidium uvarum, 234 nucleotides. Lineage: Eukaryota; Fungi; Ascomycota; Dothideomycetes; Dothideales; Saccotheciaceae. The record is from the annotation of a GenBank genome assembly.